GGUCGCAAACAGUACGACUGCUCUGCAUCUGCCCUCAUGUCAAUACUGGCGCUAAGAUAGGGUACAAGCCAAUCAGCAGCCACGGAGCUUUCUCGAGGGGAGCUCCAAGAGAAUGGAGUGAAUGCAGUCAAGCUGGUGAGGAGUACACCUUCUAUUUGUUCAACAAACUGUACAACAAUCAACGAUACAAAACCCUACCACGCAGACGAAUCCGUUAUUGCAACUCCAGUCCAGUAUUCAAACAUCUACCCCACCUUAGGGUUUCGCCACAUCAUCACCACUGCACUCCUAUCCAGUUCUUGAUCGCGUGCCUUGAGAUACCACUUGCACAGUCUAUACAGCUACCCACCGAGUGUUUGUUUGCGCCCGAACGGCAAGCCGCUCGAUACCUCACUAAUGUCCUCUCCGUCAUGGGAUUACAUUGCAAAACUCGUCUGUAUAGGCGAUAGCGGAACGGGCAAAUCUUCACUCACGAUACGUCUCUGCGAAGGACGUUUCUCUCCGCAUCAUGACGUUACGAUAGGAGUUGAGUUCGGCUCUCGAAUAGUCCCCGUAGGACCACCAAACACUCCUGUCCCAGCACCAAAACCUACCGUACGCGAUCCUACCCUGCCAGAAAUAUCAGAAGGACUCCCAGAGCCACGGCGAGCAGAGCCUAAAAUAGAGCAGAAGCAUAUGAAACUGAGUCUUUGGGAUACGGCAGGCCAGGAAACAUACAAGAGCGUAACGAGGAGUUACUUCCGUGGUGCUUCGGGAGCGCUGCUAGUGUUCGAUAUCUCGAGGAGGCCGACCUUCACACACGUCACGGACUGGCUCAAUGACUUGAGGCAGAUUGCCGAACCUGAUAUUGUGGUUGUACUGGUGGGGAAUAAGAGUGAUCUGGCGUCUGGGGAUGAGAAUAAGAGAGAAGUUACGAAGGAAGAGGCUGAAGAGUGGGCAAAGAAGAAUGGAGUGUUGGAAUACGUGGAAACGAGUGCCAAAAGUGGAGAAGGAGUUGAGAUGGCUUUUGGCAGAGUUGCAGAGAGAAUAUAUAUGAAUGUCGAGGCAGGGAAAUAUGACUUGAAUGACAGGAGGUCAGGAGUCAAAGGUCCUCCAACUGGGGCCAACAAUCGAAGUGGUGUUAAGUUGUCGAGAGAUACCCAAAGGACUUCGGGAUAUGGCUGUUGUUGAUACCAAUUGUCGUUUCAACUCGGACGAUGCUUCGAAGCCACGGUGGGGCUUUUAACAUGCUGUGCUGUAUAUAUUGCAUUCAAUGGCGUCGGGAGCAAGCUAGAUACACCAAGCGCUAGGGUGAAUUGCAGGAAUAUGAUGGGAAUUCGUUUACCAUUUGAAGUUUUCAGAAGGAUAUAGUGUGCUAUACUAGAGAGUCGUUUCAGGUGGGCACGAAGGUUGGUCCGACGUCCUUCACUACCUGUUUGUUGACUAUUUAGUUGUUGUGUACUGAAGCGACCUCAUUCAACCCUGGUUGCUGAUUUUGUGCCGGGAACAUCUCGAUGAUGCUUCGAGGACUCCCAAUCAAGGGCUACUCUUCAAUACAAUAUGAGUGAGCUCAGCCGCUGGAGCAUCAUCAUUACUUAUUUGUGACAGAUCGUUCUUCCGUUGCAAUAUUUCUUGAUAUCAUUGUCGGUUAUUGAUGAACUUUGCUCCUUUCAAGCUUCCAGGCCAGCUUUGUAGAAUAUCACUACAUCUUCAUAACUUAAACGAUA
Molecule: messenger RNA, 1706 nt
Organism: Cadophora gregata
Lineage: Eukaryota; Fungi; Ascomycota; Leotiomycetes; Helotiales; Ploettnerulaceae
Exons: 2
Coding region: 397-1170 (257 amino acids)
Biological process (GO): regulation of endocytosis
Cellular component (GO): endosome
Molecular function (GO): GTP binding; GTPase activity
Source: RefSeq, a predicted model, not a curated record